Molecule: messenger RNA, 1731 nt
Organism: Molossus molossus (Pallas's mastiff bat)
Lineage: Eukaryota; Metazoa; Chordata; Mammalia; Chiroptera; Molossidae
Gene: WDFY1
Product: WD repeat and FYVE domain containing 1
Exons: 12
Coding region: 97-1329 (410 amino acids)
Molecular function (GO): protein binding; metal ion binding
Source: RefSeq, a predicted model, not a curated record
GCCAGAGCGAAACCGGCGGGUCUCGCCCGCCCCGCCCGCCCGGCGGUCAGCUGAUGGGCCGCUCUCCCGGGAGGCCGCCGCCGCCGCCGCGCGAACAUGGCGGCCGAGAUCCACUCCAGGCCGCAGAGCAGCCGCCCGGUGCUGCUGAGCAAGAUCGAGGGGCACCAGGACGCCGUCACCGCCGCGCUGCUCAUCCCCAAGGAGGACGGCGUGAUCACCGCCAGCGAGGACAGAACCAUCCGAGUAUGGCUGAAAAGAGACAGCGGCCAGUACUGGCCCAGCAUCUACCACACAAUGGCCUCUCCUUGCUCAGCCAUGACUUACCAUCACGAUAGCAGACGGAUAUUUGUGGGCCAGGAUAACGGAGCCGUCAUGGAAUUUCAUGUUUCUGAAGAUUUUAAUAAAAUGAACUUUAUCAAGACCUAUCCAGCUCAUCAGAACCGGGUGUCUGCGAUCAUCUUCAGCGUGACUUCAGAGUGGGUGGUCAGCACCGGUCACGACAAGUGUGUCAGCUGGAUGUGCACCCGGAGCGGGGACGUGCUCGGGAGGCACGUCUUCACGUCCUGGGCUUCCUGUCUGCAAUACGAUUUCGAUACUCAGUAUGCUUUUGUUGGCGAUUAUUCUGGACAGAUCACCUUGCUGAAGAUGGAACAGAACACCUGUUCAGUUAUCACAACCCUCAAAGGGCAUGAAGGUAGUGUCGCCUCCCUCUGGUGGGACCCUAUCCAACGGUUACUCUUCUCGGGAGCCUCUGACAACAGCAUCAUCAUGUGGGACAUUGGAGGAAGAAAAGGCCGCACGCUCUUGCUCCAGGGCCAUCAUGACCGGGUGCAGGCGCUGUGUUACCUUCAGCUCACGAGGCAGCUCGUCUCCUGUUCCUCGGAUGGUGGGAUUGCCGUGUGGAACAUGGAUGUCAGCAGAGAGGAGGCUCCUCAGUGGUUAGAAAGUGAUUCUUGCCAGAAGUGUGAGCAGCCCUUUUUCUGGAACAUAAAGCAGAUGUGGGACACGAAGACGCUGGGGUUGAGACAGCACCACUGCAGGAAAUGCGGCCAGGCUGUCUGCGGCAAGUGCAGCGGCAAGCGCUCGAGCUACCCCAGCAUGGGCUUCGAGUUCCAGGUCCGGAUGUGUGACUCCUGUUACGACUCCAUCAAAGAUGAGGAUCGGACUUCUCUAGCAACCUUUCAUGAAGGAAAACAUAACAUCUCCCAUAUGUCCAUGGAUGUUGCUAGGGGACUGAUGGUGACCUGUGGGACCGAUCGCGUUGUAAAGAUAUGGGACAUGACGCCUGUGGUGGGCUGCAGCCUGGCCACGGGCUUCUCUCCGCACUGACCCGGGAGCCAGCGAGGUCCACACCUUCCCAGCCACCGCGUGAACCCAAUGCCACCCGUCCCUGUGGUGCCACCGUCACUGUCACGUGCAUGGAGAGUAGCCACUUAAACACAGAUCAACACUUUUCACAGGAAAAUACAUGUGCAGGUGUGCUUCGGGGCAUCUGUGGACCUACCUGUGGGGACUGAAGGCUCAGCUGAAGUGGUUUCUGGAGGAAUGGGAAGCCUCCGACGACACUUCCUUGUGAGCAGUGAGCUGGUGUGACGACAAGAUGAAUCUAGCCAAUGAAUUGUAGAGAAAAGUACUGAACUACAGAGUUAGCGCCCAGGAGGUUCUACAGCAGUUGCAAGCACACAUCCCCUCCACCUGCUGCGCCUCCCAGGGCACCUGUGGCUCUGCUGU